UUUCCAGACAGACAACACCGUGAUUUCCACUGGAGGGGAUGCCAUGGAUCGCUUGGUUGCUAUCAGAAACUCAGAGUUCCAGGAUUAUCCGGAAUCCGAGCAAGAUGAGGACUCGGACACGGAUAACUUUCCUGCAUUGGUUAGAUCCAUGUCCACAUCACGUAGACACAGCUGGGAAGUGCCAGUGUCACCGAUUGACCUGGGAAGAAGGUUCAGUCUAGACACUAAUGGCAUUGACAGUGAUGGGGAAAGAGAGGUCCACUGUUUGGCCAAAAGUCCCCUUCUACCAUCUUCCUCCUUCUCCGAAAGCUCAGUGGAAGAAACGACAGGUGUUGUGGAAAGUGAAAGCCCCAAAAAAACAAAGCCACCUACACCAGCAAAGACAGUAUAUUCCAGAUCUGAGAUUCUCGCGACUGAUGAAAAAUCCCAAGCUGACAGAGUCUCCCGCAUACUGGAGACUUCUAAGCAGGCUGCCAGAGAGGCUGGAGAAGAGCAGGAGUCGGAAGAGGGGCUGCAGUCAGUAGAAGGACGGAGUCAUGUAGCUAAACACAGAACUUCAAGCACAGAAAGAAAGGAGGUGACAGGGAAUUUCACGUGGUAUGAGUUUCUUACCAUUGAAAAUGACGGAGAAGAGGAGGAAAGACCUGAGCGUCUGGAAAAAGGUACCAAAGUCAAGCGGACUCUGAGCUCACUGAGGAACCGCAUGACCGGAUCCUUCAACAAAGACAAAGGUAAGACUCGAGAGAGAGAGCAGCAGAAAGAGAAAAGCAGAGAGAGAGACAAGGACAAAGAGAAAGAGUUGCGUGAGCGUGUGAAAGUGCGGCGCCGCAGCGUGAGCGGCCACCAGCUCGUGCCUGGCUCAUUCUCCACCUGGGCGACAUGUUCACUGUGCAGCAAGACCCUGCAGAGGAAGCAUGGCCUGCAGUGCUUGAACUGCGCCGUCAACGUCCACAAGAGCUGCAAGAACCUGCUGCCCGAGUGCAACAGCAAAAACAAGAAGACGUCAAAUGCCGCAGCUCAGUCGCAUAGUCAAGCUCUGAGGGACCCCUGCUCUGCCCUGACUCCCGUCGAUGGCUCGUCAAGGACAUCUCGCUGUGCUUCAGGUAUGACCGUUCCACCCAAAGGACACAACACCCAACCAGCCGCCUCCAGCAACCCUACAGUCAGCCACAACAACAGCAGCAGCUCUAUCACAGGAGAGAUGGAUGAAGUUGACGCAUUCAGGAUGAAGCGCCCCGCUGACGACACUGUAUCUCUCGCCUCCACGAUGCCCGAGUCUCUCAUCGUUGAAGAUGCGUAUUACACCACUGUACGAGGGGAACUGGAAGCCAUCACACAAGAUUUCGAGGUGGAGUCCUGGAAUCUGGCUGUGGAUCAGCACUUCUUAAAGAAACAUUCGAAGGAAAUGAUCAAGAGACAGGAUGUUAUAUAUGAGCUCAUCCAGACGGAGAUACACCACGUGCGGACGCUCAAGAUCAUGCUCCGCGUUUACGCUCGAGACCUGCGGGAGGCACUACAGCUGGACGACAGGAGGCUGGACUGUCUGUUUCCCCGGCUGGACAGCCUGCUGGAGCUGCACAGCCACUUCCUGUCCCGCCUCCGGGAGCGUCGCGCAGAGUCCCUGCAGCCUGGCAGCGAAUGCAACUAUGUCAUCCAUAAACUCUCAGAUAUCCUUAUAUCCCAGUUUUCCGGAGAGCUUGGAGAGCGAAUGAAGGAAAGUUAUGGGGAUUUCUGCAGUCGGCACACUGAAGCAGUCAACUACUACAAAGAGCAGCUGCAGAGCCACAAGAAGUUCCAGAACCUCAUGAGAAAAAUCAGUAAUCUGUCAAUAGUGCGGCGGUUAGGCGUUCCAGAGUGUAUCUUGCUGGUGACACAGCGAAUCACCAAGUAUCCUGUUCUUCUGGAGCGCAUCCUGCACAACACAGAAGCCGGGACAGAGGAACAUGAAGGAUUAGCACAGGCUCUCAGUCUAAUCAAAGAUGCCAUCGUUCAGGUGGACGCCCAGGUCAGUCUCUAUGAGAAGGAAGCGCGGCUCAGGGAUAUCGUCUCCAAGAUGGAGCCCAAGUCGCUGGGGAAAAUCAAAGAUGGACGUGUUUUCCGGAAGGAGGACCUUUCUCAGGGCCGCCGCAAGCUCUUGUACGAGGGCAUGGUCAACUGGAAAGCUGCAUCUGGUCGACUCAAAGAUAUUCUAGCUCUACUUCUUACUGAUGUUCUCAUCUUGUUGCAAGAAAAGGACCAGAGAUUUGUGUUCUCGACUGUGGACAACAAGCCUUCCGUUAUUUCACUGCAGAAGUUGAUUGUGCGUGAGGUGGCACACGAGGAGCGGGCCAUGUUCCUCAUCUGCGCCUCAUCUAACGAACCUGAGAUGUACGAAAUCCACACGAGCUCAAAAGAAGACCGCAACACGUGGAUCACCCACAUUCGUCAGGCCGUGGAGAGCUGUCCACAUAUCGAAGAGAGAUUGUUUAGUGAGGAAGAAGAAGCCAGAGUCGCCCGGUUCCGAGAGUUUCAAGAUCGCCUGACGUUGAAGGAUGCUCAGAUCGUCCAGAGCCUCACGGAGAAGCUGCAGUUGUUUGCAGAGCUGGCUGAAUCUGUGGCCGGUCUAGAGGACGCCAGCUCUUGCUCCCGCCUGCUGCUGCGGGGCGACGCCUCGGACCUCCAGCAGGGGGCGCAGCUGCUUAAAGGAGCCAUUACUGAAGCAGAGAAUCUGCAGAACCUCCUUGCAUCUGGAGCUCGGGAAGCAUCUCCACAGACUGAGGGGAACCAGAGUCCGUCCUUGAGUUUGCUGCCACGCAGAGCAGACACCUUUAGCGGCUACGAUAGCAUUCCUAGCAAACUGCCUACAAAUGGCAGUAUUAAGAAGAAGGUUCCCGGAGCAGCCGGCAGGUCCAGGGACAGGAGUCAACGGGCCAGCUCUGAUCCGCAGCUCAAAGAGGUGUACACAUGUCAGGACCGGGAUGAGCUGGAUGAGGCCUUCUCAUCCGGCUUGCACAAAAUGUGGUCCACCUGUAAGUUUCCAGAAUCAGAGUUCUAUGAGCGAGUGCUGCUGCUGUCCCAGAGGCUGUACAGUUUACAGGCCAUAAUCUCUCAGCAGGACAGCCACAUUGAGCUCCAGCGGGCCUCUCUCCUCACCGCCGAGCGGGAACGUCCCGGCAGCCGGAACCGCGGCACAGAUGUGCUCCUGGAGCAGGAGAAGCAGCGCAACUUGGAGAAGCACCGCGAGGAGCUCGCCAACUUCCAGAGGCUGCAGAGCCAGCAUCGGCAGGAGCAGGCGCGCUGGGAACGGGAGCGGGAGAAGCAGCGGCGGCAGGCGGAGGCGGCUGAGCAGCGGCUGAAGGAGCGGGAGGAGGAGUGUCGGCGACUGGAGCUGCGUUUGGUCGAGGAGAGGCAGGAACUCGAGAGGCAAAGGCAGACGUACCAGCAAGACCUGGAGAGGCUGAGAGAGUCCACACGUGCUGUUGAGAAAGAGAAAGAGCGGUUAGAGCAACAGAGGAAGUUGAAGAAGCACAACACUGUGCCAAAUACAGCAGCACUGUACGCACAGGAAGUUGGACAGCUUUCCAGUUCCUCCAGCUUCAACGGUGAGCUGCCGCUCGGUGGAGCAGGGGAUCAGACGCUUCCUCAAAAGUCACACCUGUGGGCCUCUCUCUCAGUGUCCCCCGCCGACUACCUGGAGCGUCCCGAAGUCCACUCGCGCCGCGAGAGCUCCUGCAGCACCCUGCUGGCCAAGACGGAGGUUCCCAUCCAUCUCAUCAGCACCACCAACCAGCUACACAAGCAGGGCAGCGUCCAGCAGCAGAUACCGACCAAACUCGCUGCCCUCAGCAAGGGCAAGGAGAAGAGCGGGAAAGCCAAGAGUUCGCACCGCACCGACAGUUCUGCUUCUGGUGACAUGAAGCAGAUGCUGCCCAUCAAGCUGUCAUCAAGGGAUUCGGACGGAGGUCACAAAGCACGCCGGCCCAUCAGCCCCCACCAACCUCAACAUUCGCACUCAGAUUCCCUCAACCCUCCAGAUGCUCAUACGGAUGCCCAGUCUAGCCUCGCGCCCGCUGUUCUCAAAACCCAUAACCAGACCUCCCAGACCACCCUCCCGUACACUGUUAGCGGCCAAGCUGCCAAGGAGGAUGUUAUCUAUUUCUGAGGCAUCUGAUGGGGUGCAAAGACAUUGCGUUGGCGUUUCGGAUGAUAUUUUACUAAAGGAACAUAUUUUAAUCUUCCUAGUCUUCGCAACUAACACGUUUUAUUGAAGCCUGUAAAUUACAACAAAGAAAAAUGUGUUUUAGUUUGUAUGAGAAAUAUCAAAAAAGGCUCACUGUUUGUUCAGAAAACCCAAAGACUUUGACGGACAGCUUCACGUGAAGGACAGUUCUGUAGCAUGCGCUCCAAAUGGACCAUAUGAAGGGCAAAUGGAUGUUGCUUAUUGUUGUGGUGAGCAAUUUUGCACAGCGUCAACGUCCCAUUUAAUUUCAAACACAGUAUUUGGGAUGACUGUUUUCUGUUGGAUUUGUUCAGUUUCAUUUGCGGUCACUCUGGAACAUUAUUGCUUAUGGAAAAUGACAUGUUGACAUUUUGAAAUUUUAGUCAGUUUGUUCACACUGGUUUAUUCAGUCAUUUUUGACUGUACACUGUAUAAACUUGGCUGGAUUUCAACUUUCAACCAAAAAGAUUAUUUGAUUUCAGAAAAGCCAACUCCAUUUAAGUGGUCAUUUCAUUCAAGUGGUGCAUCUUUUUAGAGAUUUCCUCCAGAUGUUCACAAAAAAAGCAGUGGAUGUGAAGAGAAUUCAAGAUUUUAUUAACCAAUAUUCUGUUUUUAAUUUAUAUGUUAAUAGAUCUUUCAAAUGGAGAGAACAGUUAUCUCGGUAUUUUGAGAUUACUCAAAAAUCAAAUGAAGGAUACAAAUGUUUUAGACAGUAAAUGUUUUCCAUGUUUUCUACUUUCCAAAUGAUCAAAAAGUCAAUUUAGGACUUGAUUUGACUGAAAUACACCUGAAACUCAUGACAACUCUCAAUGACCAGCUCAUUAAUUACCCUGAAAAAUCAAAAG
Molecule: messenger RNA, 5043 nt
Organism: Sinocyclocheilus anshuiensis
Lineage: Eukaryota; Metazoa; Chordata; Actinopteri; Cypriniformes; Cyprinidae
Product: rho guanine nucleotide exchange factor 18-like
Exons: 28
Coding region: 44-4141 (1365 amino acids)
Biological process (GO): small GTPase-mediated signal transduction
Molecular function (GO): guanyl-nucleotide exchange factor activity
Source: RefSeq, a predicted model, not a curated record